AAUUUCCUUCCACGAAAGCAUCACUUGUGCGACGAAUUAUUACCGAGGAACAUCAUUUCCUGCUCUCACUCCCAAUUUUCCGUCCAUUCCUCUGCUAAUCUCCUUUUCGGGCAAGAAGAAGCUUACCGUCAGCGUUGUAACUCGCCUCGCCUGAACCCUUUCCUAACCCGCGCGCUUCUUGUCAUGGCCUCAGUCUCGCUCUCCGCGAGGCCUGUCGCCAGGCUCUCAGCCGCGCCCGCCCAGUCAUUGGCGAAAGCUAAGCGCCUCGCGAUCUCCGCGACACCCGUUUCGCUGGUGUCGCACGGUGUCGCCGCGGGGAGUGCGCCGCGAUGGGCGAUGACUGCGACGGUUCCACCCAAGGUGUCGGAAUCUCCCGCAGAUGGGGGCGCUAAGAAGCCUGGACCCACCCUGAUCGUGCCGCAGCAGCGCGCGCACACGAUCAGCAAGGAGCGGCUGGCGAUUAUCGAGUCGAUGGACGGCUGGGCGGAAGAGACGCUGCUGCCGCUGCUGAAACCCGUCGAGUCCAGCUGGCAGCCGCAGGACUACCUCCCCCACCCCGAGCAAGACUCGUUUCUCGAUGAGUUGAAGGACCUCCAGGCUCGUGCUGCAACACUCCCCGACGACUACCUGGUCUGUCUGGUGGGGGAUAUGAUCACGGAGGAGGCGCUGCCCACCUACCAGACCAUGCUCAACACACUGGACGGCACCAAGGACGAGACUGGGGCCAGCCCCAGCCCCUGGGCGGUGUGGACCCGGAAAUGGACGGCGGAGGAGAAUCGGCACGGAGACCUGCUGAAUCGGUAUCUGUAUCUGACCGGGCGGGUGAACAUGCGGGCGAUUGAGAAGACCAUCAACUACCUGAUCGGCUCUGGGAUGGACCCCAAGACCGAGAACAACCCGUAUCUAGGGUUUGUGUACACCUCGUUUCAGGAGCGCGCGACCUUCAUCUCGCACGGCAACACGGCGCGCCACGCCAAGGAGUUUGGCGACGACCGGCUGGCCGUGAUCUGCGGGCUGAUAGCAGCGGACGAGAAGCGGCACGAGAAGGCGUACUGUGCAAUCAUGGCACGGCUGUUCGAGCUCGACCCCUCCGGAGCCAUGCUGGCUUUUGAAGACAUGAUGAGGAAGCAGAUCGUCAUGCCAGCUCACCUCAUGUAUGAUGGGGAGAACCCCCGCCUAUUCGACGAUUUCUCCGCUGUAGCGCAACGCACCGGGGUGUACACUGCUGGCGACUAUGCUGAUAUAAUGGAGCACCUUGUAGCGGUGUGGGAUGUGGAGAAGAUGGGGGGGCUUUCCCCAGAGGCUGCACGUGCGCAGGACUUUGUCUGCAAGCUGCCGCCCAGGAUCAGGAGGUUGGCGGAGCGGGCGGCAGAUAAGGUGAAGAAGGGCGGUCCGCAGACUGGCAAGUUCAGUUGGGUUUUCAACCGAGAGGUGAAGCUUGUGUAGAGAGCAUGGGUGGUUAUGUGUACAAAAUGCUUGUGUGAAUGCACUUGACGCUUUUUAUUUUCGCAAAUGAAUAAAUGGCAUGAGUGGUAUCUGUCACAAGACUAGCUUAGCUAGGAAGCCAUAAAAUGGCAUGAGGUUUAGCUAGGAGCUAGGAGGAGCCAUGGAAAUGGCGAGAUGUUUUAGCUGCUAGGAAAGUUGAGGAGAGAAAAGAGA
Messenger RNA from Closterium sp. NIES-67, 1659 nucleotides. The record is from the annotation of a GenBank genome assembly. Lineage: Eukaryota; Viridiplantae; Streptophyta; Zygnematophyceae; Desmidiales; Closteriaceae.